Messenger RNA from Girardinichthys multiradiatus, 1287 nucleotides. RefSeq names its product protein yippee-like 3. The coding region runs from base 368 to 682 and encodes 104 amino acids. The transcript is spliced from 5 exons. NCBI's taxonomy places the organism in Eukaryota, Metazoa, Chordata, Actinopteri, Cyprinodontiformes, Goodeidae. The record is from RefSeq and is a predicted model, not a curated record.
CGACGGAGGUUUGUUUUGCAGCCUUCACCCUUCCUCCAUCUGCGUGCUUUCAUAAACAAACAACAUUUUUGUUCCGCAGGGAACGCAUUGCCCUCUGGUCUAUCACCCUGACAACAUUGUCCGAAUCCCGGCUCCUGCUUUUGAAAAAGUCGUGGAAGGACGUUGUUUUCGAGUCGGAACAGAACGCGGGCUCCUUUACAACAACAAUCAGAGCUGGGUUUUCGUCCCCAACCGUCAGCGCGUGGAGGGCUGUAGCACCGAGCCGAGCUAAAGGCUGGACUUCACGUCCUAAUAUUUGCUCUUUGUUUCUGCUUUUAUACUGUCAGCCACUGUAGACCGUCGUAGAACAGCUUCGGUUUUAGCAGACAUGGUGAAGAUGACUAAAGCCAAGACUUUCCAGGCUUACCUAGACUCUUGCCACCGGCGUUACAGCUGCGUGCACUGCCGCGCCCAUCUGGCAAACCAUGACGAUCUUAUCUCAAAGUCAUUUCAAGGCAGCCAAGGACGAGCAUACCUCUUUAACUCAGUGGUUAAUGUUGGCUGUGGUCCCGCUGAGGAGAGGGUGCUGCUUACAGGACUCCACGCUGUGGCUGAUAUUUACUGUGAAAACUGCCACACCACUCUGGGAUGGAAAUACGUUGGUGUUCAAAACAUCCAACCGAAAAGAAACUGCAUAAUUUAGAGACAGUGCCUUGCAAAAGUAAUCACCCCCCUUGGGAUUUUUGAUGUUUAGCUGCCUCACAAUCGGGAAUUUAAAUGGAUUAUUUUCACUGUUUCAUUUAUAAAACAUGCUUACAACUUUGAAGAUGUUUUUUUUUUUUUUUUUAUUGUGAAGCAAACAAGAAAAAGGACAAAAUAACAGAAAACAUCAGCGUGCAUAACUGUUCAUCCCCCUGAAGUCAAUACUUGGCAGGUUUGUUGCGGAAGCAUUGGCUUUCCAUUUCAAGAUGAUGGAUUUGAUGGCGCUCUGGAGGAACGUCAAACAUUUGGACAUUUUUUUGAUAACCCCACCCUGACUUGUACUUCUCAACAACUUUGUCCCUGACUUGUUCGGAGAACUCCUUGGUCUUCAUGUGUGAUGCCCCCUACAUGUGUUGCAGCUUCUGGGGCCGUUGAGGAAAGGUGUGUUUAUACUGACAGAUCAUGUGAAACCUAGAUUGCACACAGGUGGACCUCAUUUCACUAAAUAUGUGACUUUUAUAGAUAACUGGUUGCACCAGCUCCUUGAACUCUUCGGGGCUUCAUAGCCAAGGGGGAAUACAAAUGAACAUGUAUAAAAGCAGGAAG